Colletotrichum godetiae is the source of this 885-nucleotide messenger RNA. RefSeq lists its product as uncharacterized. The record is from RefSeq and is a predicted model, not a curated record. Lineage: Eukaryota; Fungi; Ascomycota; Sordariomycetes; Glomerellales; Glomerellaceae. Bases 1 to 885 code for a protein of 294 amino acids. The transcript is spliced from 3 exons.
AUGGCCACAGCCGAGCGAACCGAGGCCGAGAAACCUAAGCAUGACGAAUGGAUUCACGUUAAAUCCAAGUCCCGGCUCCGGCGAAGCGCCCCCAAGCCACCCGUCAAGGGCCCCGUCGUAACUUCGAAGCCCGCUGAACCGCGCACCUACAAGUCCAUCAUCGACAUAACGGCCGAGUACCACUCCUUCAAGUCCAAGUGGCGCGAGACAGCAUGUUGCCUCAGUCUGAAGAAGCUGGUGAGGGACAAUUGCGAAGGCCAUCGGAGAGUUCGUAGGGCACUGUGUCUUGGUGUGGGCACAUUCGAUCCUGAGGAUGGAGGCUGGGACGCAAAGAGGAGGAGUUAUAUCCAGCUCGACGCCUUUUUGACCGUCGUCGAGGUUUUGUCCGAAAUGUACAAAGAGUCGAUACCGUGCUCGUUCCAGGAACCUCGCUUCACCCCCAAUGACACAGCAUUUCUCACGGAGCUCGGUUAUGCGGUUGUUGAGUCCCCCACUGCCUUUAAAGCCAUGGAUGAAGAGACAUUUGUGUUCGCGGUACACAUGUAUAGACCAAUAUAUGAGGCGACGCUUGAGAGGGCAGUGCCUGCCAUGUUUGUCGGGACAGGAUGGGACGUUUGGGAUGAGUUCGCCACGAUGAAGGAUGGUGAAUUCAAGUGUAUGAGUAAUAUGCAUGCCUCCCAUAAGCACUUCCGCUUCCCACAGGAUGGUACAUACACCACAUUCUCAAGCACGUGUGUGUACUGGCGGCCAAAAUCCGAGACCGUGGUUCAACAAGAGACUUCGAUCGGCGAGAAAGAUGAACCGUCACCUCAAGAAGGUGUCACAGAUGUCGCCCCCGGGACAAGUACCCAAAUGGAGGAUAGCCCUUCAGUUCCUGCAAACUAA